CAGGAAAACGUGGUUACAGACGUUAUGAGAAAAACAUCGAACUCUGUCUCUCUAGAGUGGCCUUUUUGGUGAAUGAAUCACCAGUGUCUCAGUGACUGAGGUUUACUAAGGACUGAAGGUUUUCCUUGGCACAUGUGUGUGAGGUGGCCGAAACAGCCACAGCGUUGGGAGAAUCGGAAAGAUCUAUGUGAACUCUGAAGUGAAAUACAAUGAUAAUAUGAAACUCGCAGUUAUACUACACUAAAAGUGAUACUGCAAAAAAAAAAAAAAAAUCAUCAGAAGGUACAUAUAGGCGAAGAUGUGGCUCAAAGAAAGCACUGAGAUGGCAACGAGAUCCAGAACAGCAAUGCUCACGAGACACACUGUGAAUGGCUUCCGCUACCAGGUGGCUGUGAUCACCAAGGGCCGUGCAGUGCUGGGGCAGGCGGUGGAGUGGAUGUACCAAGGCGGGCCAUGUGUAAAGACCUAUUUUCUCAGUCUAGGGCACUCCAAAGCUGACUACAAGCGCAAGUUCAACAGCGAACAAAGACAUCUGUUAGAGAGAGGUGUCCCAUUUAAGGAGUAUGACAUCUCACUGCUCUACAUUAUUCUCCAACUCAUGUGCGGACUGGCUGGCCCGAGCGACCCUGCCUGGGCCUCCCCUCCCACAGGCCAGCCUCUGGAACAUCUCCUGCACAAGGUGAAAAUAAAACGUAACGAUAUUGCACACACAAAUGACGUCCGGCAGAUGUCGGACCAAGAGCUUAUGAAAGAGUUGAGAAAACUUAGAUGCUUGUUCUCUAGGAUUCUUAGGCUGGCCGGGAACAGAUGUGGAAUACGUCCUCGUUUCCGUGAUCAGGUUUGGGAGAUCAAGCAAAACUUUCAGGAUCUCUUAAAAAAGGUUAGAGAGCCUCUUCAGGCUUCAGACCUAGACAUUCCACAACUACAACAAGAAAUUCAAGUCUUCCAAAAAGCACUUCAGAACAAGAUAAAGGAGGCGAGUGAGCGGGAGUUGCGUGUUCUCUACCCGCAACUGUGGGAUGUGACUCUUGCACAGUGGCUGUAUCCAGAUCUGAAAAUCCGACCGAGUGUGAACUUUACUAACCUGGUAAUCAAAGAGGAUACCUCAACUCUGUCACCGUCUCAACAACGGCUACACCAGCCUCAGGACAUAUCUCACAAGGAUCUGUUGCAAAUCACAGAUGUAUACAAUCGCCUGCCUGAAGUGAUCAUAAUAUCAGGUGAAGGAGGAAUGGGGAAGACCACGCUGCUGAAGCACAUGCUGGAGAUGUGGGUGAGAGAUCCCUCGCAAAUCAAGGGACUUAAAGAUGUUUCUCCUCUGCUGUACCUACAGCUAAGAGGGUCCACCAUUACCACCUGGAAGGACAUGCUUAAGAGUGCCCUUAGCAGUACAUUUCAGGAGUCUGGACUUACUACUGAAAUUUUUGCAGAUCUAUUUCAGGCUAUGCACGUUGUAGUCCUUCUGGAUGGUUAUGAUGAAGUGAGCAAAAAGGCAAAGGAGCUCAUAACUGAUCUCAUAAGCUACCGAAGAAACAUGCGUAUCGUGAUAACCACUAGACCGAGCUGUCAGAGAGAGCUGACUCAGAUAAUGAAGAAUAAGAAGCAAGUAAUGAACAUCGAAAUCAAAGGCAUUGAAAGGAAAAAUCGUUCUUACUUUGUUGAAAACACUCUAACUGCUCUUGUCAACGAUCCAGUUCGAAGAGAUGAACUGAAAGAGAAAAUCAUUAGAAAUCUCGGGGACUUGAAAACGGAAAAGGGAGAUUUGGACGUUCCUCUAACUCUGACACUGUUGACCAUACGCGACGUUGAGGCUCCAGAUGAGAGCUCACCUGAUGUCUAUCAAGACAUAACAUCCCUCAUGAUAAAAAAAGUCAAGGAGAGGGUGGCAGCAAAGGGCAUUGGUGUUACUCUGGGCAAAGUUCGAGAGUAUCAUGAGUUCCAGAAAGGAGUUGCUCUACGAUGUCUGAAGAAACGCGAACAUGACUUGCUUUCAGAGACAGUGGAGGAUUUGAAGGCAAAGUGUAAUGAACUAAAUCUACCAUACAAAGAAAUUCUCUCAGGAUUUCUCGUCUCAAAGAAAUUUAGACAAGGUCUGUUUAUCGUCCAAGUGUGGUCCUUCCCACACAAUCGAUUUCAAGAACACUGGGCUGCAGGUCAUAUUGCCUCACAGUUAUCAAAGAUGUCCCACUCAUUGCCAGACAUGACAGGGUUGUUGGAUUUUACUUUCCUAACUGAUGCCGAGAAGAAGAAAAAGCUUGGCAUGCCAGGACUGCCAACUGAGGAAGAAGUCGUAACCUUUAUGUACACCAAAAAUCCUAUUCUACAGAUUUAUGCAGACAAUAUUGAAGAGGCACAAGAACUGGUAUGGCGAAAUAUAGUAGGAGACAUAUCAGUAUUACUAAUGGAAAUCGUGUUUAACGUUGCACGUAUUUUCUCAUUGUCACAAGAGAACUUUCUGGAUAAGUUUGCCUCUGCUAUCAUCAGCCUCAUUUUAUACAGUGAUCACUCUCAUCUGAUCAGUAAGAACAGCUGCCACAGGAUCUGUGAGACGGUGAUGGCUUCAGGACAACAUGCCAGGAUCUUAGAAGCAGCUGCCAAAGUGCUGGGAAGCAGUGACACACUAAUGACUCGAGGGGAGUAUCUGCCUGGCUUCGUUGCUUUGUUUGACUAUGUCAGGCCUUCCUGCGUGGAAGUCCACAUGAGUAAAGACACAGAAGAGUUGCCACCAAGCUGGCAAGUCUCUGGUCUGGAGGCAUUGUCCAACCAGAACAUUGAACUCAUACUCAUUGUAAUUAAUAUAAAUAGUUCUAUACAUUUCUCUGAGGCAUGUCUACGGGCAACCAUAGGCCAAGAAAGCGUUUGUCGGCUGACCAAGUUCGAUGGUGCAUUGACAUCGGUCGGGGUGCAGCUUCUUCCUGAGAGCCUGGAAAUACUGAGAUUGAAAUCAGACGGGGAGGGAGUGCGGGGUUUGGUGACGAGGCUCCAGCAUCUGCAGAGGCUUCACAUCUUAGAUUUCAAAGGGCCACUGACAGCCGCCGAGGUGCGCCUCCUGCCCAGCAUCCUGAGGGAGCUGGAUGUGACGACUGACGGAGAAGGCUUCAGGGCCCUGGCAGCAAGCCUUCCUCGCCUGGAGCAGCUGCAGGACUUAGCCUUCACAGGCCAGCUGACGGAGGCAGAUAUGCCCCUCCUGCCCGAGGUACUCUGCUCGCUCAGGGUCCAGACGGAUGGCGCGGGUCUCCGGGCUCUGGCAAGGAGACUUCCUCGCUUGACGAAUCUGCGUUCCUUGGCUGUAAAGCUGCUAGACUGUCCUCCUGCUGACUCUCUGAGCGCCCUUCACUGUGAGGCACCGUUCCUGACUCUGGACCUCAAGCGUGUCACGCCCCCUUCCUGGGAGUGGGUGUGCGACGCCGUGCACGUCCUCUGCUCGACACGUAAACAGGAGUUCACUGUGCACGUCCCAUUGGGCUGCGACCCUCUUCAGGUGCAGAGCGUCAGGCAGGAGCUCCGAGGCCGAGGCGCGGAAGUGGUCGGAGAUAGUUCAAAGUGGAUUCGAAUCCUGUCGUGGAAACUCGGCUGCAAGUUGUAGGUCGCCGAUGGAACGCCUCUUGCCCUCUGGGGGCCUUCUGCUCAGCACUGUUUGUGGUAGUUAUAUAUACAUAUAUAUAUAUAUAUAUAUAUAUAUAUAUAUAUAUAUA
Penaeus monodon (black tiger shrimp) is the source of this 3695-nucleotide messenger RNA. RefSeq lists its product as uncharacterized. The record is from RefSeq and is a predicted model, not a curated record. Lineage: Eukaryota; Metazoa; Arthropoda; Malacostraca; Decapoda; Penaeidae.